CAAUAUGUGGCACGUGGGACAGGGAAUAAAACAUGCUGUGCAGUCCCCUUGUAAAGUGGGACACCUGCUCACCAUAAAGCUCACACGCUACUCGUCUAACAACUCACCGACAGUUGCAACGACCCCUCUUUUUAUUGCGAAAGUCCAGACCGGAAGCGCUCCACCUGUCCCCUCCAGCUUGCCGUCGUCUCACUAACUGUCCGCCCUGCCCUGCCUGAGUUUGCAGUUGAGUGCGCCAGGGCAGCACGGCUGUAUUAUAUAACUUUAAUGUACUCACGGGGUUUAAUGGCGCACCAGCAGCACAAUAUCGCGCUGCAGAUCUCUGGAUUCAUUGCGGGAAUUUAAUCCUAAGGCACUUUUUCCACCCACAAACCGUGCGACGUGCGUUUUUUAAAAGUUUAUCGACAGAUCUGCGCACACGGUGGAUCUUCUCUCCAGCUCCAGCUCCAGCAGCAGCUAGGUCAGCGACGUUUGUUGACUUUUAGUUAUAAAAUAGUUGAUAUUUUUUGCGGACGAUGUUUUCCUGCCGCACGGAGAGAGAGGCGGCAACAAACCCAGCUGUCAUUUCACCACCACGCAACAACAGCGCCGCAAGGAAGGGCUUUUAUUCGACAGCUUGAGACUGCUGCGUUGGACAUUCCGCGUUUAUUAUUUCUCACGUUUUUUUUUUUCUCCACCAACUUGGACCGACAGGAGAUGACCCAUCCUUCUUUCACUACAGGAUAAAGAAAUGGAUCAGGGUGGACUGAAGCGCAACGGUAAUCGAGACGACAGCCUGACAUUUGGGGAGACGGGAGCCGGAGUCGGCAGAGAUACGGGUGACACAGCUGGUUCACUGCUCCAGUCUGCAACGCACCUGCCCCAGCCCACGGUGGCCCCGAACGGACGGGGUGCAACCAAAGACCAGGGGGAUCUUGGAGGCCUCUUUGAGUCCCCUCAGCAUCAUGCCCUGUGCGAGGGCUCAGAUAUGGAGGAAGGUAAACUCAUCAGAAUGCAGAAACAACACCAGGAUAUUGGUGUAUUCAACAUGGAGGGCAACUUGUUGAAACAGGGUAUUUCGGCCACCUCUGUCAUCAGCACCUCGGUCUCCUCCAUCCUGGGCAACCUCCCUCUGCCUGACCUUUUCCCCCAGCACAUCAAGCAGGAGGGGGGGUUUUCUCUGGAUAAAGACUUGGAAACAUACAGCGGACACACAGGCGCUGGUCCGUGUGAUUUGGAUGUCAACAGCGGGCGCAUAAUCGAGGAUACUGAGAUUUGGCAAGACCUGGACCUCCCUAAUUCUCUGCCAGAAAUCAGCGAUUUCGAGUUGGAUUCCGAAGUGGCACACUUGGAUAACAUCCUACAUGUCAGCGGGGGUGGUGGCGGUCCCGGCGGUGGUGGCGGCGGCCUGCUAAAGGAAACAAAGCCUCACGUGGGUAACGGAGUAAACUGUACCAAUGUGAACGGCACGGAUCAGCAGCACCACCCCAUGCACCAGCAGCAUCAGCAGCAUCACCUUCUACAGCACCAGCAACAUCAGCUUCACCAUCAGCAGCCGCCCGCAUCGCUGCUCUCCAGCGUCAUGAUCAAGGAGGAGAAGGAUCCCGACGACUCUUUCAUCCACAUCCGUACCCCCGGCGUCGUCAAACAGGAGAAGCAGGACAGCGGUGGUUUCUGCCAGUCGCAGUGUCUCCAGAGCAGCAUCGGCUCUCUCCACGGAGGAGGCGCCAUGUCCUCGUCUAUGGGCAUCGGCGCGGGACCUAGCUUCCACUACAGAGCCAACCCGUCCUCCACAGUGGGCCUACAAGACCAGGAGCCUUUUGGCAUGUACUCAAACCUGCCUCUGGCGGGGGAGGGCUGGGCCAGGGGGAGCCGGUUUGGAGAGUCGUCCGGGUUACAGAGGGGUGACGAUGGGCUCCCCUCCGCCGCAGCCUUGGCAUCUUUUUCUGUCAGCUUCGCCAACUCGUCACCCAGAACAGGAGAGACCGGCAGUUCUGCAGUGCCGGGCCAAUCCAAGGCCGGCGGGCCGACGCAUAAGAUCUGCUUGGUGUGUUCAGACGAGGCCUCGGGAUGCCACUACGGGGUCGUAACCUGCGGCAGCUGCAAGGUGUUCUUCAAGAGGGCCGUCGAAGGAUGGAGAGCACGACAAAACACAGAUGGCCAGCACAACUACCUGUGUGCCGGGAGAAAUGACUGCAUCAUUGAUAAGAUCCGGAGGAAGAACUGUCCAGCCUGCCGCUUCAGGAAAUGUCUUAAAGCCGGGAUGAACUUGGAAGCGAGGAAAAACAAGAAGCUGACCAAGCUGAAACCAAGCAUCAUGCCUGUUCCAGUCAUCCCCAGGCCCAUGCCCCAACUCGUGCCCACCAUGCUGUCUGUGCUCAAGGCCAUCGAGCCAGAGGUCAUCUACUCGGGCUACGACAGCACGCUGCCCGACACCUCCUCGCGGCUCAUGAGCACUCUCAACAGGCUGGGGGGACAGCAGGUCAUCUCUGCAGUCAAGUGGGCCAAGUCACUGCCAGGCUUCCGCAACCUGCACCUGGAUGACCAGAUGACAUUGCUGCAGUGCUCCUGGCUCUUCCUCAUGUCCUUCAGUCUCGGUUGGAGGUCGUAUGAGCAGUGCAACGGUAGCAUGCUCUGCUUCGCCCCUGAUCUCGUCAUCAACAAAGAGCGUAUGAAGCUGCCCUUCAUGACCGACCAGUGCGAGCAGAUGCUGAAGAUCUGUAAUGAGUUCGUCAGACUGCAGGUGUCCUAUGACGAGUACCUGUGCAUGAAGGUCCUGUUACUGCUCAGUACAGUACCGAAAGAUGGCCUGAAGAGCCAGGCGGUGUUUGAUGAGAUCAGGAUGACGUACAUCAAGGAGCUGGGAAAAGCCAUCGUCAAGAGAGAGGAGAACGCUAGUCAGAACUGGCAGCGUUUCUACCAGCUAACUAAGCUACUGGACUCCAUGCAGGAGAUGGUCGAGGGUCUUCUCCAGAUCUGUUUCUACACCUUUGUGAAUAAAACCCUCAGUGUGGAAUUCCCGGAGAUGCUGGCAGAGAUCAUCACCAACCAGAUACCAAAAUUCAAAGACGGGAGCGUCAAGCCUCUGCUGUUUCAUCAGAAAUGACUGCCUUAAACUGUGAAGCAAUGCCUUAAAUCCUGCCCUGCCCGUGUACCUCUCCGGGGCCCCAAGCUUUCGCCCCAAGCCCUAAGCCUUUGCUUGUCCUGCCUCCCCAAAUCACUUCGUAGGAUCUGAUUCCUCGGUUUUCCCAAGCCCCUUCUAGGAAUUCUGCCACACCCCUCCAGGCCUCAGCCACUCAGCCUAAUCUCGGAGCACAAUACCUGUGGCUUCACGCCUCCCUAUCUGGUCCCAUGUUGGGCCAAACUACUGUAGGACACCCUACCACCGACCUGUAGCCCGUCCUCUUGGCUAACCAAGAAGAAAUUGUCCUCCAGGGGAAAUAUGUUGGCUCUGAAUGUCUCGUGGGCAGGAUGCAUUUUGGGCGAUCUAUUUUUUAUUUUAUUUUUCCAGCCCUCUCACCCCCUCCUCCGUCCACGGCCCUGUCCUCAGGUUUCUAAUGCUGUUUCUUUUGGUGGCUGCCUGCCUCUUACUCUCUCCAGCCUCCAGUGUUUAACUGUUGUUUUUAACACAUAGAAACACCUCAACAUGACACUUAAUAUACUGUCCAACUCACCGGAUUAGCAGCCUGUCGAAGCUCCCUCCAAGUUCAAGCCUAGUGGUCCUCUGCUUUCCUGCCCAGCUUGUCUGUUUGCCCUUCCCAGCUCCACUGCGCAGAGAUUGUAGUCGAGUGUUCACAGAGGACUGUUGGCGAUGAAGGGGAUAAAUAAAAAAACACAGCAAAAUUAGAAACAUACCUUGACAUGAGAUUUGUUUUUUCUUCUGGACCCAAGGACAUUGAGGACAAACUGUUUUCAGCUGUGAAUCACUUAUCAUUUCUGAAAUGAUAUGAAUCAGAUUUAUAUACCUGACCAAUGGAAGAAAUAAAAACAGCUAGAUGAAUAUUCAUUUAUUUUAUGCAGACACUGACCACACAUGCAAAAGUCAUGCUUACACACACAAACAUUGAAAAUAUUCACAGACACUUCACUCAACAAAAUGUUUACACAGGGAAUCUGAGAAGGGAAAAACAGUGCCUUUUAGCUUUUAAAGCUCUUCAUAGCCAUCCUCUGUAAACCGUGUUUUUUUUUGCAUAAGAAUCUAACGUUGACGAACAUUUUUUUUUUCUGUCUUUCGUUUUUUCCACGCUGGCAAAAUUCUGUUUUCUUUCCAAACAGCUGUUUUUGGUGUUUUUAAAUGUGGGCAGCUCUCUCUGUUUUGAUCCCCAGACAUGUACGUAAGGAAGACAGCCUGCGGUACAGAUUAGAAAAUGCGUAGAGCAGUAAGAAAUAUUGAGAUUUAAAUUUGUAGGUCUUAAAAAAAAGGUUGAGAAUCACAGAAAAAAAGACAGCGAAAGUUUAAAAAAUGUAAAUGUUAAAGUCCCAAAACACAUUUCAUGUGUCUCUUUUUUCCAAUCAGUAUCACAUUGUUAAACAAAGUUACAGAUUAUAUCAACAAAUAUAAUGUUGAAUCCAAAUACUUUAACAAGCUGCAACCACAUUGGUGCUAAAUGGACACAGCUGGAAUUAAACGAUAUAUCUGAUGUUUUGUAAUAUUUAGGGGCAGACUAACGUUAGGAUUUAGAUCUUGAAAUAAUCGGCGAAUUAAAUUAAAUCAGAUUUGUUUACAAAUCUUUGCAAUUCAAUCGCACAGGUGGGGUUUUACAAACUAAGUUGCUUUUAAAAAAACAUGCAAUGCGUCUGUGUGUUAGUAAAUAGCCGUAAUGAUUCAAGCAAAACUGUAAAAUGGUUACAUACAACUUGUUCCCUUUCCCAGAAAUCACAAUAAGGUCAAAUAGUUAUAUAAUUAAAGUUAUUGCGUGUUUUGUGUUGUAACCUAACAGGAGUACUAGACCGGUUACAUUUUCAAAAUACCAUGAACACAGUAAGUGGUUGACAAAUCUCAAACCUGUAAAUACUUAGAAGUAUAUUAACUGACUCCAUUAUCCAGACGUAAUUAACUCCACCAUGUAGUACUCCUGAUAGGUAAACAAAAAGCAUAGUAAAGUGUUGCAUUUCACUCAAACUACCAUUUUCAAUUAAUUACACCCUUUAAAUCAACUUCAUCUCAAAUUGUUUGCACAAACAGGAAAUAAUGGGGUUUAUUAUUAAGUUGUUGAGCUCAACAUGGCUGAAAAAGUUAAUUUAAUAUAUAUACAGAGAUACAUAUAUAUUUGUUUUGUAUAUGAGAUAUAAAAAUAGAGACACCCAUAAUCAAUGGCACCUCUGUUCUCAGCACAGGAUUUCACCUCUAAAGUGGAAAUAUUUUUGGAAGAAUACAGUUAGGUCCAAAUAAUUUGUGAAUCAAAGCUCAGGCUAUGGGUGACUACAUCACUUGGAUAUGUUUCAACUAGUGCCAAAUGUUAUAUCAAGUUUUUAUAUGUCUUUUUUCCUGGAGAUGUGAAAGAGUGAUAGUUCAGUUGGGAUUCAACAUUACGUGUUUUUUUUGUAACUUUGCUUGAGGGUGCUCAUUUGUGAGAAAGAUCUUCAGUUCAGUGUCACACCUACACCAGCUUAAAAAGUACUGAUUGUUACCAUCCAACUUAAGUGUAUGAUACUUUUUUUUUUUUUUUUUGGAGAUGCACAAAAUAUUGUAUUUUUGAAAUUGCAAAAGCAGUGAUGUCUACUGCUGUCAUAACAGGUGGUGGUCAGCAUUUGGUACAUUUGUAAUGUGAAAACAUGUUCGUACCAGCUUGUGUGACGGCCAAAGCAAAAUACAAUAUCAGUGCAGAUGUACAGCGCAAACACAGUGCCCCCCCGUCCCCCACUCAUAGUUCUAUUUUCCUCAGUGUUUCUUGUAACUGCCAGGCCUCUAUGCCUAAAAUGUCAACCGUACAGAUUUUUCAGCUGCUUACUCUGAAUGGUACUCGUCCCUCCGCAGUGCAUACCUCUGAAUGGCAGUUAACAGACCAGGUAGUAGGUUGCCAUAGAGACCGGUCAUUUGCGUGUUAUUUACAGCUAACAGCACAGUAGACUCUGGACGCAUACAAGACCAUUAUUCAAUAAGAGCCAUGUUUUUAUCAGCCAUUCUGCCAAAGGAUGGUCACUCAGAGCAGGGUUGUUUCAUGUACAGUGCAGGCUUUCACGGCUUCACUUCGCUAACUCGGUCUCUCGUGGCCUUGCGCUGAGAAGAACAUGGGCUUUGACGCCGCUCUCGUCAAUGUUGAUAAUUCUGGGGGAAAAAUUUGACUAAACUGUCUAUUUGUUUGGGUGACUCUUACAUACAGUAUUACAGUUGUUUCCAGGUGGUGGUGCCUCAGAAAACCAGCUUUAACGCGUAGAUGUAACCAUAUCCCUGCUUAUUUCUAAAUGGCCAUAGGUGUAUAUAGCAGCGCCGACAUAUCCAGUGCAAUGUAAACAGUGUCUAUUAUUACAAAAUAUUUUUACAUGGACAUAACCUCUAUACUCCUAUACAUUUUCUCGUUUACCUUUCAACUACGUGUAAAGGCCUUGCGAAAGGGAGACAGAGAGCCAUAGAAAUACAACUUAAAAAUCAGGAAAUAGAUAAACCCUUAACAUAUAUAUCGAUACUUUUGGAGAUUGAUCUAUUGUAAAAAAGAAAAGAGAUAAAAAAAAAGACAAUAUUUUCUGCGAUUUUAAAUAAAAUCAGCUUGAUCCUCUUUGAUAUGAAUAAUUUUACCCAAUCCUUUUUGUACAUUGAACGAGUCAAGAAAGUAAAUAUUUUUUUUUUUUUCUGUUUGUUGGUUUGUGUUUGAUAAAAGGUAGACGUGUUGAAUACAUUAUGAAGUGUUAAACAUGUUUGUCUUGUGAAGUAAAUGUAAAUUCUACGAGUCAAUGGGAAAGUCUAUAUGAAUGCUCACUGUGUUUUAAAGUUAUAAGGAAACGAGGGAGAGGGAGGGACGGAAGGUGAGACGGACUGGAGGAGAUUUUUUGCGAUAUAUAAGAGUGACCAAAGCAGAGGAGAAAAAAAAAAAAGAUUUAACAAACAGAAGUAUUCAAGCAGUUACAUUUUAAGUAGCACUUAUUAUCCAACUUCUAGUACUUCUUAUUUUAUUUGAAAGAUAUCUUUUGUAAAGGUCCAGGCUUUGGAUCCCGUGUAUAUUGCUGUGAGGAUUUACUGGUCACUUUAAAAUAGAAAACAAAACAAAAAAAGUUGAAUCUCCGCGUGAAAGUAAAUCUACCAGAGCCUGACGGAAUUGCACUACCCUCAUACUGGUUGAUAAAGUCUAUUUUGUAUAAAAUACAUGCAAAUAUUAUCUUUAAAGAUUAAGGGCAGAUCAUGUUUCACUGGUACAUAUGGCUAUGGCUUUCAUUGAAGUCUGUUUUGUUCGUAUUUCAGUUAUGUAAAUGUAAUCCAAUGUAAAAACAAACAAAAAAUAUAAAAUGUUUGUUUAAAAAAACAAUAGUUUGUUUUACUUCUGUAUUACACCUCUUCUGUAGUCAGUGUCGAUAUUUUCACCUAUUUGAUUAAAUGUUGAAUUAAGUUAUCUGUGUUGUUCUUUGACAUUGGAUUUGGCAUCGUGUUGGUAACAACUUGGAUGAUGUUUUUGUCAUCACUGGUUGAAAGCGAAGAUUCGUAAAAACUGAUUUCUCUUUAGUUUAAACAUCUUACACAAUAAAGUUUUCUGUUUUUCAAUGCUCA
Molecule: messenger RNA, 7678 nt
Organism: Sebastes umbrosus (honeycomb rockfish)
Lineage: Eukaryota; Metazoa; Chordata; Actinopteri; Perciformes; Sebastidae
Product: glucocorticoid receptor-like
Exons: 10
Coding region: 731-3085 (784 amino acids)
Biological process (GO): nuclear receptor-mediated glucocorticoid signaling pathway; regulation of DNA-templated transcription
Cellular component (GO): nucleus
Molecular function (GO): DNA-binding transcription factor activity; nuclear glucocorticoid receptor activity; zinc ion binding
Source: RefSeq, a predicted model, not a curated record